This is a messenger RNA of Nothoprocta perdicaria, 1128 nucleotides long. It is a transcript of the gene NR0B1, whose product is annotated as nuclear receptor subfamily 0 group B member 1. The transcript has 2 exons. The coding region runs from base 1 to 813 and encodes 270 amino acids. The record is from RefSeq and is a predicted model, not a curated record. Gene Ontology annotation, biological process: negative regulation of transcription by RNA polymerase II. Gene Ontology annotation, molecular function: transcription corepressor activity; transcription factor binding. Gene Ontology annotation, cellular component: cytoplasm; nucleus. Lineage: Eukaryota; Metazoa; Chordata; Aves; Tinamiformes; Tinamidae.
AUGUCGUGCGCAGAGCGCUGCCGCUGCGGCGCGGGCGGCCGGCGGCACGGCAGCAUCCUCUACAGCAUCCUCAAGAGCCAGGGGCAGCCGGAGAGGAGGCAGCAGCCGCCGCGGCCGCCGUGUCCCGCGGGGCCGGGUCCGCGGGCGCGGCGGGCGCAGCCGGGCGGCGGCUGCUCGUGCGGCGCGCGGCGGCGCGUGGCGCUCAGGUGCCCGCAGGCGGCCUGCAAGGCGGCCUCGGCCGUGCUCGUGAAGACGCUGCGCUUCGUGCGGAACGUGCCCUGCUUCCAGGGGCUGCCGCCCGACGAGCAGCUGCUGCUGGUGCGCAGCUGCUGGGCGCCCCUGCUCGUGCUGGGGCUGGCGCAGGAGCGCGUGCACCUGGAGACGGUGGAGAGCGCGGAGCCCAGCAUGCUGCAGCGCAUCCUCAGCGGCCGCCGCCACGGCGAGCAGCACCCGCCCGCCGCCGCCGGGCACAUCCAGGCCAUCAAGGGCUUCCUGGCCAAGUGCUGGAGCCUGGACAUCAGCACCAAGGAGUACGCGUACCUCAAGGGCACGGUGCUCUUCAACCCGGAUCUACCUGGACUGCAGUGCACACAGUAUAUCGAAGGACUGCAAAGGGAAGCACAACAAGCUCUAAAUGAACAUGUCAGAUUGAUUCACAGAGGUGAUGAAGCCAGAUUUGCCAAGCUGAAUGUUGUUUUAUCCUUGUUAAGAUCUAUUAAUGCUAAUGUAGUUGCUGAACUGUUCUUUAGACCUAUCAUUGGCACAGUGAACAUGGAUGAUAUGCUCUUGGAAAUGCUUUGUGCAAAAUUAUAAAGGCAUGUAAAACAAUGAAAAUAAAUCCAAUAUCAAGGAAGCCCUAGAGCAGAAUAGUGUAAAGUACUGUAAAUAAACUAACUUAUUGUUUUUACAUAGAUAGUAUUUUUGUAUUCAAUAAUAAAAUAUGCUUUAAGUUCUGAAACGUAAUUUUUAUUAAACAUACUGUUUUUGGAUUUCAUAAGAUUUCAGUCAUCAAAAUAAGCUUUAAAAUUGUUAAGAGUCUUCAUUUUCCAAAGUGGACUGACAAUUCUUUUACCAUUCUCUGAAUAAAGAUCAUACUUACUAUAUUGUACUUCUAAGAUGAGUAAUCCC